Molecule: messenger RNA, 657 nt
Organism: Eremothecium gossypii ATCC 10895
Lineage: Eukaryota; Fungi; Ascomycota; Saccharomycetes; Saccharomycetales; Saccharomycetaceae
Gene: NAS2
Product: Nas2p
Exons: 1
Coding region: 1-657 (218 amino acids)
Biological process (GO): proteasome regulatory particle assembly
Cellular component (GO): nucleus; cytoplasm
Molecular function (GO): protein binding
Source: RefSeq, marked provisional
AUGAGUGAAUUUGAUGCUAUUGUUGGAGAUCUCAAUAGGUUAACCCUAGAUCCUAGCAUUCGAACGCAGAUUGAGACUAUCAAGACAUUAUCCCUUGCGGAACUCUUCGCACUUAAGAAGACGGUGGAGGAUGAGCUUGGAAGGCUCUUUGAUCUCCUGCAGAACACCCACAAGUGUGAUCUCACAAACCCGCUGGUGACACCCGAUGGAUUCCCACGUUCCGAUGUUGACAUUGUCCAGGUCCGUAUCCUACGGCGUAAUAUUAACAUGCUGCGAAAUGAUCUGAAGGCCAUUAUCGACCACUGCAACAAUGUUAUGAGCCCUGAGUUUCAAAGUAAACGCGCCGAGCAGCCAGCUUCUCGGCAUGGUGUGUCUUAUGAGCUCAAGAUUCCAUUUGCUGUCGUUACGGAAUUAACAGUUGACAGUCCGUCAUCUCGCGCGGGUAUCUUAGUGGGUGAUAAAAUAGUCAAGGUAGGUAAUAUCCACGCUGGCAACCAUCAAAAACUCUCCGCUGUUGGUAUGACGGUCAGACAGAGUAAAGACAAACAGUUGUCUAUCAGAGUUUUGCGGAAGGAUGGUGCCUUCUACGAUUUAACUCUUACCCCAUCAGAAUGGGCUGGUCCUGGUUUACUAGGUUGCAGGCUUUCAGAACUAUAG